This is a messenger RNA of Aureobasidium musti, 2430 nucleotides long. The record is from the annotation of a GenBank genome assembly. NCBI's taxonomy places the organism in Eukaryota, Fungi, Ascomycota, Dothideomycetes, Dothideales, Saccotheciaceae.
AUGCCGCAACAUGCACGAAGCGGACUCUCCUUCGCCUUGACAGCCGCCUUCUUGGCCUUGACUUCCAUUUUCGCCGCCAUAUAUACAUUUGGUCUUCCUGAACUUGAUUACUGGCACUGGAGAGCUUCUUAUGAUCCUCUCAGAAACUAUCCUUCGUCACAAAAUGUCGUCGGCUCCUUCACCGGACCAUCCGCCUCGGAUGACUACCUCGUCGGCGUCGGCAAGGCUGAUAUCACCGGCCCUGUCGUCGAGAUUAAUCUUAUGGGCUAUGCUGACCCUGCACAACUUGGUUCUGGUCUGAGGCAGCGUCUUUACUCUCGUGCUUUCAUCCUUGGUGACACAGAAAGUCCUCGUGAUCGCUUCGUCUACCUUGUCUUGGACACUCAAUCUGGAGAUACUGCCGUUCGUAAUGGUAUUCUGGAAGGCCUCAAAGACCUUGGUCCUGAGUAUCGAUUCUAUGGAAGACAGAAUGUCGCUGUGACUGGAACUCACUCUCACUCCGGUCCCGGCGCUUGGUUAAACUAUCUGUUGCCUCAGAUUACUAGCCGAGGUUUCAGUCAACAGAGUUACCAAGCCAUUGUUGAUGGUGCUCUUGAAUCUAUCAAGCAGGCCCAUGAAUCACUGAGUUCUGGUCAACUCUCUGUUGCUUCUGUUGAUAUCGAGGAUGCAAACAUCAACCGCAGUCCUUAUGCCUACCUUGCCAACCCUGAAGAAGAACGCAACAAGUACGACCACAAUGUCGACAAGACUUUGACUAUUCUCAAGCUACGUAGAAACAGCGACAAGAAGGAUAUCGGUGUCUUGACUUGGUUCCCUGUCCACGGUACCUCCAUGUUGGGCAACAACACCCUAAUCACUGGUGACAACAAGGGUGUUGCAGCAUACCUCUUCGAGAAGCAUGCUGCUCAGCUAGACUCUACAGCUGAUGGCUUUGUUGCUGGCUUCUCACAGGCCAAUGUUGGAGACACGUCUCCAAACAUCAACGGCGCUUACUGUGAAUCUGGUCCUGAUGAGGGCAAGCAAUGUGACUUCAAGACGAGUCUGUGUGCUGGCAAGAAUGGGCCUUGCCACGGACGUGGUCCUCAUUGGGGACUGGAUGACGCAGGUACUGCUUCUGCAUGGGAGAUUGGUCGCAGACAAUAUCUUGGUGCUCGCUCAGCCUAUGAGUCCAUGGUUGCCAAGUCUACCUCCACACCCAUCCAGGGCAGUGUCGUUCGCUCUCUACACACUUUUGUCGACAUGUCGAACCAAACUGUCAUCUUGCGCAACGGCUCAAUGGCCCACACAUGUCCAGCAGCCAUGGGUUACUCAUUUGCUGCUGGUACAACCGACGGUCCUGGUGCCUUUGACUUCAAGCAAAACAACCCUGGUGACCCCAAUGCAAGCCCAGUCUGGGCUGUCGUUCGUAAUAGCCUGCACUCACCUGGGCCGGAGCAAAUGGCUUGCCAGGCCCCCAAACCGAUCUUGCUUGACGUAGGCGAAACUGAGAAGCCCUACCUUUGGACACCCAACGUCGUCGACAUCCAGCUCUUACGCGUCGGUCAACUUCUUAUCAUCGUCGCUCCUGGAGAAGCCACCACGAUGGCAGGACGACGCUGGAAAGGAGCUUUACAGAGUCAUGCUCUCUCUGCUUGGGAUGAGUCGCCAAACGCGGCGGAUCCUCUAGUCGUCCUGGGUGGACCAGCGAACACAUAUGCACACUACAUAGCUACCGAAGAGGAAUACUCUAUUCAACGCUAUGAGGGUGCGUCCACACUAUAUGGCCCACAUACUCUGGCCGCUUACAUCAACAUCACACUCCACCGACUGCCCUACCUCUCUGCUUCUACAGUAUCAAACUCACCAUUAUCGCCACCAUCUCAUCCUUCUCUGCCGACGUUAGAGUUGGGCCCUGAUCCUCCCAUCCACACAAAUAGCUCGUUGAGUUUCAUCUCGCCGGUAGUCUUCGACCGCGCGCCUCUAUUCAAAUCCUUUGGCGAUGUGGUCACCGAUGUUUCGUCUCGCUACGCCAUCUCUUCAUCCCCUGUCGUCAAAGCGUCAUUCGUAGCUGCCAACCCCCGCAACAAUCUUCGUCUCGGAGGCACAUUUGCCGCAAUCGAAAAGUACACCAACCAAGGCACUUGGGAGAUUGUCAGAAACGACGAAGACUGGAGUUUAGUAUUCGAGUGGGAGAGAACAAGUACCACAGUCGGCACUUCUCAAGUAACCAUUUCUUGGGAGCUUGGGUGGGAAAUUGGAGAAUGGGGUCGUGUUGAUGUGAAGAAUGAGGGAAAUGAAGAUUUGGAGCUUGAACUUGAGUUGCAGAAGAGACAAGAUGUUGAAGAACAAUUGAAGGGAAGGUAUCGUAUUAGAUACUUUGGAGAUAGCAAGGGGAUUGGAGGAGAGAUUGGAGCGUUUGAGGGGACGAGUGGGGAGUUUGAACUUGUUUGA